UUCCAACAUGAGCUCGUUCGAGAAAGUGGUUGUCAUCGACGGUAAGGGCCACCUUUUGGGUCGCCUUGCCUCCAUUGUUGCUAAGCAGGCCCUUGCAGGUCAGCGCGUUGUUGUCGUUCGCUGCGAGGAGUUGAACGUCUCAGGUUCCUUCUUCCGUAACAAGCUGAAGUACCACGCUUUCCUCCGCAAGCGUUGCGUCGUCAACCCCGCCCGUGGUGCUUUCCACUUCCGCGCCCCCUCCCGUAUCUUCUACCGUGCCAUCCGCGGAAUGACUCCUCACAAGUCUGCCCGUGGUGCCGCCGCUCUUGACCGCAUCAAGCUCUUCGAGGGUGUUCCCCCACCAUACGACCGCAUGAAGCGCAUGGUCGUUCCCUCGGCUCUCCGUGUCCUCAAGCUCAAGCCCGGCCGCAAGUACUGCACCAUCAAGCGUGUCUCGCACGAGGUCGGCUGGAAGUACAAUGACGUUGUCGCUAACCUCGAGGAGAAGCGCAAGGUCAAGUCCAAGGCUUUCUACGAGCGCAAGAAGGCCAUCGUCAAUGUCCGCGCCAAGGCCACCGCUGCCAAGUCCUCCGAGUUGACUGCCGUCCAGGCGAAGAUUACUGCUCUUGGUUACUAA
Molecule: messenger RNA, 616 nt
Organism: Gamsiella multidivaricata
Lineage: Eukaryota; Fungi; Mortierellomycota; Mortierellomycetes; Mortierellales; Mortierellaceae
Product: 60S ribosomal protein L16
Exons: 3
Coding region: 8-616 (202 amino acids)
Biological process (GO): translation; negative regulation of translation
Cellular component (GO): ribosome; cytosolic large ribosomal subunit
Molecular function (GO): mRNA binding; structural constituent of ribosome
Source: RefSeq, a predicted model, not a curated record